CAUGGCCGAUUCGGCGGGAGAGAAGAAUGUGGCUUCCGAAUCAAAAGCUGAGGAAACCCAGAAGUCAGGAGAGCAGGCCAUGGAAGUUGUCAGUAGUGAAAAUGAAGCCAGUAAAGUCCCAAAACCCAGCGCAGGAGGAGACACAAGUACUGAACAAAUAGAUGAAGUCAAAACGAGAGAGGCUAUCGAUCGUGAAACUGGAACAAAAUCCGUGAGCCAUGCAGAUAACAGUGGCAAUGCUGCAAUCCCACACACAUCUCAACCAGAGAUCAAGGGAGAUAAUGCUGUACAAACUGAAGCGGUACAGAAAGCUAUGGUGGGAGAAACCAAAUCCAAUGAGCUGACCUCCAAUCAGAGUGCGGUGUCUGCUGUUGUUGCUCGCCAAGAACAAGUCAUGCAGGUGGAUGAAGCCUCACAGGAAUCCACUGAUACUCAGGACAGUAACUCGGAAAAUUGUUAUUGUGGGAAAGGACGGAACCUUGGAACUGUGGAGCUACAAUGUGCAGUGUGUCUUAGAUGGUACCAUAAUGAAUGCAUCAACUGUUAUGUUGGGACAUGUAUGCCCUAUAUGACAAACUAUCAGUUUGGGUGCAAACGUUGCAAUGCUACUAAAGUGGAGAGUUUCACAAGAAGAACAGCAACCUUCAGUCAGAUGUGUCUGACAGCAGUAGCAAACCUGGCCCAUCAACACCCUAACACUGUGAUGUUCUCCAAAGACAAGGACAUCAUACCUUACAUUGACAAGCAUUGGGAGAACUUGACGUCCAUGCCUCGCAGGGUAAAACUCACGUGGCACAACACAGUAUUGAAAACAAUGACCAAAGAAAGUGAAAUAUUUGUCAGCAAAGAGGAGGCCAAUGGAGAUUAUUCAUUUAGUUUAUUAAACCCAGAUCUGACAAGGAUAGGGCCUGGAUUGGAAGCACUCAAAGCUGUGGCUCUGGCAAGUCGGAACUCUGAUAUCAAGGCUCCAUCAUAUGUAGACUCAAAAAGCAGCAGAAGUACAAAGAGAAGAUUUCCGGUAGAUUAUCAGCAGCUCCAGGGGUCACGGGCAAAAAGAAGUGAACUGGGAGCGACCACUAAGAUGGCUCCUCAUGGAUACCCAUUGGAACACCCGUUCAACAAGGAUGGUUACCGCUACAUUCUGGCAGAGCCCGAUCCCCAUGCGCCCAACAGACAGGCGUUUGACGAGAGUCUAGAUUGGGCAGGCAAGCCUAUCCCAGGCUACCUCUACAGAACAUUCCUUGGCUCAGAGGUUUUACUGGCUCUCCAUGACAGAGCUCCCCAGUUGAAGAUUGGUGAUGACAGAUUGACUGUGACAGGCGAUAAGGGCUACAGUAUGAUCCGGGCAACCCAUGGCGUUCGCUGUGGAGCCUGGUAUUUUGAGGUCAUCAUUGAUGACAUGCCAGCUGAAACGGGUACUCGGAUUGGCUGGUCACAACCUCUGGGUAACCUUCAGGCCCCUUGUGGUUAUGACAAGUUCAGCUAUUCCUGGAGGUCAAAGAAAGGCACGCGAUUUCACCAGAGUCGUGGUAAACAUUACACAGAGGAUGGUUACAGUACAGGGGACGUGCUAGGGUUUUACAUCUACCUCCCGGACCCAGAUGAUCCUGGCAGACUUCUCCCUCCAAACUAUAAGGAUAAGCCUUUGGUCAAGUUCAAAAGUCAUUUGUAUUAUGAAGAGAAAGAUUAUGUGUCAGAAACAGAGAAAAACCUCAAGCCUGCACCUGGUAGCAAGAUUGUCACAUUCCGCAAUGGACAAGCACAGCCUGUAGCCUUUGAGGAUAUAUUUGAGGGAGUAUACUACCCUGCUGUCUCUUUGUAUAAAAAUGCUUCGGUGACCAUAAAUUUUGGACCAGUGUUUAAGCACCCUCCUGAAAUGCCUAAAGAUUUGCAGAGUUACAAGCCAAUGUCUGAAGCUGCAUCCCAGGCCAUCAUUGAGCACUGCUUGUCUGAUGUGAUCUACCAUGUGGAGAAUGAGGGGAAACAGCCAGAAUUUUGAUGUCCUGCACAGUCCAGAAGAUGGAGCAGUCAGAGUAGCCCUUACCCCUAAUUACCCCAUUAGUUGGGUCCAGUGGAAACAGUAUUCAUGCUUCCACUGCAACUACAUGUACAAGUUUCUCUGGUGGAUUAAAUAAUGCUUUUUGGACUCCAUUGUGAUGGAUACGGGACAGUGUUUUGUGGGAUAUUCGUACUUUGAGAUGUCAGUCAAAUAUGGUUAAACAGUUAGAAUGGUACUGGAGCAAUCGCAGUGUUGUCUGUCGCCUCUCCACUCAUUACUGUGAACUUAGAAAUUGGUCUCUCAAAAUAUAAAGACGUGGAUGAUGUGAUAUUGUGUGUCUUGAGCAGAAAGUAAGAAAUAAUAAACAUGAGAAUUAAAAUUGAUUACGUUUCGUUGAAACUGAACAGUUGUGUCAGUUGUUAAGCAGGUGAGGUACAUACAUAUAUGUAUGGAUAUGAGAAACUAUCAGGCUUUAUACGGUGCACUACUUUCUUAUACUCUUACAGUGUGUCUGAACUGUUUGUAACAUUAAGAUGAGUUGAAAGGGCUCAUCUUCAUAAAUCUUGGAACAAUAUCGUUUUUGAAAGACAGUAGGAGAAACUGGAUGUAUGUUUUGUUCAAAUUGGCCGUAGCUUUCUUCCAUCUUGUCAUGGAAAUUGACUGUACCUAGUAUGACUGCUAUGACCAGGUGAUGCAAUAUCUCAUUUACUGUUACCAGUAACAUUCUACCAUUUGAUGUGGUAUACAAUCAUCAUGUGUCUGUACUAUUGUUUUACUAGCAUAUACGUGUAGUUGUCACAUCAUAAUUCAAUUUAUUUCAAUAUAUCAUGAUAUUUAAAAUUCAGUUCCAAGGAUAUCUCGUCAUUCGGGAGGAUAUUCAUGUGGAUUUAGAGCUUUAUAUACAAAUGCAAAAUGCUUUUGUAUCAUAUAUUUUAUAUUUUUACAAAGUAAUAAUAUAUAUGUACACAGGUACAUAUAUUGCCACAAAAAAAGGGCAAAACUCUCCUUGUCACUUCACAUUGUAAACACAAUGCAAGUACAACUGCUUUGCACAUGUUAAAUGAGCAUCUUCCUCGUUAACUGUUAUCAGACUUCAUGUUAAUAUGUGUUAAAUAUCUAACGUUGUUGUAAUGUGUUGUCCGACAUUGGGUUAUGUGUUAUCUGACAUUUUGAGUUUGUAUUAAAUAAUCAGUCUGCGUGAAGCACUGCAGUGGAAAGCUGUGCAAACUUCAUUUUGGAAUUAAUGUACUCGUGAUGUAAAAAAAAAAAAAAAAUGUGUGUGCAGUGAAAACCAGUAUAUAUACUAUGUGUGUAAAGAACAAUGUUGUGUUAACACAUACAUGUAGUAAUGUGUUCUUGUAGUUUAUUAUGCCAAGUGUGAAAUUAAAUCGAAAGAAAUGUUA
Liolophura sinensis is the source of this 3402-nucleotide messenger RNA. Its product is annotated as set1/Ash2 histone methyltransferase complex subunit ASH2-like. Gene Ontology annotation, cellular component: Set1C/COMPASS complex. The record is from RefSeq and is a predicted model, not a curated record. Gene Ontology annotation, molecular function: protein binding; transcription cis-regulatory region binding. NCBI's taxonomy places the organism in Eukaryota, Metazoa, Mollusca, Polyplacophora, Chitonida, Chitonidae. The transcript is spliced from 17 exons. The coding region runs from base 2 to 1999 and encodes 665 amino acids.